This is a messenger RNA of Pelobates cultripes (western spadefoot toad), 21064 nucleotides long. Lineage: Eukaryota; Metazoa; Chordata; Amphibia; Anura; Pelobatidae. The record is from the annotation of a GenBank genome assembly.
GGUCCUUGAAGGGCUAAAGUGGGGCCAGCGGCCAAUGCAUGGCGGUCAGACCACGGGAUACAGAAUAUCACGGGAGACUUUCCCUCCUCACCCGCUUUCUUGGCGUAACUCCUCGCCGGUGCCCACCGGGGGCGAGACAGGCCCACCGCAGCCCUCCACAGCGCUCUGCAGGCAGCCAUCACACCACACGUGCGGGCACUUCCGGGUCACGCUGCCACGCACGGCGCACGGCACGCCGGGACAUGUAGUUCAAUCUGCCACCGUGGCGCCUCCCUUCCAGCCCUCUCAGACACUUUGACAAGUUGGCUGCUGGGGUAUUUAGGUGGGAGCCAGUCACUCUAUACAAGUGGGCCUUUAAACAGAAAUUACUAAUAACCCACCCCUCUCUGCCCCCCCCUUUAUACACCCACCCCCCUUUAUUCUUGUUAUUGCUACUGAAAAGUACCAGCACCCCCCUUAUAUUCCCUCUCCCCCCCUCCCCAAUUCGACAACAUGGCUGAGCAGCUGCUGGGACUGUGUGAGUACCUGGGAGGGAAGGGGUGCAGCCUGGGCAUGAGGCAUUCAUGGGGAGGGAAGGGUUAAAAUGGCAGGGGUAUUGUCUUGAUACUCUUAUUUUAUAUAUCUGAUACUUUGUAUAUUUUUAUAUAUAUAUAUAUAUACACACACACACACACACUGUUUAAGACCAGUCCAUGCCAUGCACUCCUACCAGAGUUUUUACUAAUAGACGAAUAAGCAUCAUGGUAGUUAUAGUCCAUAAUAGGGAAAGGGUAGUAUAUUUCUAGUUGUAGGUGGGGUAAUUAAAUAGGAACGUGUUUAUAGGAUGUGUAGUAAAUUAGAAUUGUGUCAUGGAUAUUAUGAAUAUACGAUAUUAUGAAUAUAACAAUAAUCCCCGGCUUUUUUUUUUUCUCUCUCUAGGGUAAAUGUUUCUCUGUUUGGAUCACCAUCAUUGUGGAUAACGGAAUGGAAUUCCAGGUGCCAGUGCUUAGCCCUGCUUCUGGUUCUAUAAGGAUGCCCACUGACCACCCACAGGUUGACAUGGAAAAUUCGGACAGAUUACUUUCAGAGCCACCCCAGGCUUGUGCUAAUGCCUGCCAGAAUUUAUGUCAUGGUCCGGUGGAAUCGGCCUUUGGUGACACUUUGGGUAGGGCACCACCUCGUGUUGACAGUUGCCCUGAUAUGGACACAAGGCCUCCGCUCACCCCAGAUUUAAUUUGUAUGGAUUUAGAUACGCAGCUGGAGGAUGCUGGGCACGGGUACACCUUUCAUAUGCAGGAGCUACUAAGUGAGCUGCCCAUGUUGGACCACCAAAAAGAACAAGCAGAGCUUGGCUUGCCAAAUGCCAGUCAUUGUAAAGAGACACUCCAUGGGGAUGCAGAACCCAAGGAUAGCCACACUGAGUGUGCACCGUGCCCAUUACACAUAGUCACAGGAAAAGGCCUAGCACAAGGUGUUCCCCAUUUAUCUGAAUCAAGCACUAUGUCUUCCAGUAGUCUGGGUCUUUUUCGGACAGAAUCUGCCUCUGGGGAACUGAUGAGCCUCUUUCAGUGUGAAGACGGAUCCUUGGCACAAGGAGAAAUGGGCAUACCUCUAGCCAGACUUGAAUCUGUGCCAAGGAAUCAGCCGCCUAGCCUUCAUUCUUUGCAAGAUCAAGCACGUGAUUGUUUAGGGUGGAAUGAAGAAGAAACCUCCUCUUCAUCCGAGCUUAGUAGAGAGGAUUCAUCUUGUAGCCUAGCAGAGUUGACUGAACCAGCUUGGACAGAGUACCGGAAACCACCACCUUCUCUACAGGAAAGUGAGGAAGAUCAGAAUAUAGAGGUACGUAAACUCAAGAUUUCUGUAUUGUUUUUUUUUAAAUUAUAAAGGGAUGUAUGUUCCAUGCUGGACUUCGUGAGGCAUUAUGUAGAUAAUGACUAAAAAUACUAGGCAAAACAAGAAAUCCCUACAUUUGCUGCAAAUCCAUAGUCUUUGCAUCGUAUGAAGUGAGCCCUUUCCAGAUCAGGAAAUGGUGCAGCCAGUACGAAUUUGGCUCAUCCUAUCAGGAUGCGGCCAUUAUUUACAGUGGGACCUAAACAUAAGACAUGUCAGCGUUUGACAACAAUGUAAUUAUUUAGAUUUCAGGAACAAAACCGCUGAACCAUGACCGCGGUGGUUAGGUAGCUGUGACACCUUCAUUCACAGUGUCUGGAAAAAGCAGUGCUUAUGGUCUUUUAUAGUAUGUUGUAAAAGAGACUGUCAAGGAGGUGCGAACUUGUGUAUAUUGUACAGACCAUAUAAAUAUAUAAUUGAAUCGAGUUGUCUUAUUGCUGCAGUUAUUUUCAAAAGCAGUCAUGUGCAGGAGACAUAGAUUGGGAUCCUCCUUCCACCAUAACCUAUGACAAAAAAAGCAAAGGUUGUUAUGGUGCUUCUUUAAUAGCAAGUUAGAGGCAAAAAAAGAAAGCCUCUAAUCUCCACUUUUCUCAUAAAAAAUGCACAACCUUUGGGGUGAGUGGUUUCCUCCUGCACCAGACAGCUUUUUGUGAGGAGAGUUGUGGAUAUUCAUGACUACUGAAUUCACUAUUAAUUGAAUUCUAUGUGCUUGUAAUUUUUUUAAAAUUUAUUUUUUAUAAAUCUUUCUGCUUAUAAAAUAGAAAACUACAGGUCAGGCUUAUAUGUUAGUUUUUUUUUUUUUCUCAGUGUAAUUCAAUCUUUGUUAAUAUACGUUUGCAUACAAUUACAUUUCAUUAAAUGGAAAUUGUAGGUAAUGCAGGGCUUGACAAAUUUCUUUAGAAUCUAAGAGCCAGCCAAAAAAGUUUGGAGCCACUCAUUUUCAAAGAGAAAAUGCAAUUCUUAAAGGGACACUAUAGUCACCAUAACCACUACAGCUUGAUGUAGUUGUUCUGGUGUCUAUAGCCUGUUCCUGCGGGCGUUUCAGAGAAAAGGCAGAGUUUACAUUGCUGCUUAGUAACCCGUCUAGUGACAGUCACUCAGACGGCCACUACAUAGUUCUGGGUCACUGCUGUAUCAUGUGCAGCACCCAGGUUCAGUGUCUCCAAGGUGUGCAUGGAGCCGCUGAAUGUGCCUCAUAGAGAUUCAUUAAUUUAAUGCAACUCUAUGAGGAGAUGCGGAUUGGUACAUUUGCUACGCAUGCAUACAAUCCUUUCAAUGCUUUCCUAAGGGAAAGCAUUGGCUUAGCUGAGAUCAUAAAGAUUGAUAAUCUCAGCCAUGGCGAAACUGGCACGACGUUGUAAAAUAAGAAAAAGGUGAGCAAAAACGCCUUCCUCAUGCGAUCGGAGGGGGCAGGUACCUAAACGCGCACGCAAACUCUGAUAGGCUCUCAUAUAUGCACUCUGACAGGCUCACAUACACACUCACGUUGACAACAGGCUUGCACACACAAACAUUUGACAGGCUCACACGCACAAACUCUGACAGGCGCUCUCGCUCACACACACAAAAACACACACUCUGACAGGCUGCACACACACACACACACUUACAUUUUUGUUUUAAUUGAAACCCACUCAGCCUCCCUACCUUUGGGAGAGCUGAGUGGGUCUUUCCUGGGGUCCAGUGGGGUUGCUCCCUUUCUGUGUGCAAAGGAGCAGUACUCUGCCUGUAGCUCCUCUUUGCUCCCUUGUGCUCUGUAAUGAUGCCGGGGCCGUAAUGACAUCAUAUUCCGGCAUCAUUAGACAGCGUGAGGAUGCCUCCAGGCAAUCAGAGGGAUGGCAGACAGCUUUAACUGUGAGUACCCGCUCUUUUGUCAUAUAUAAAGCUGAAAAUUGUUUUUUAUAACUAUGUCCUGAUGAAAGCUAUGUACAAGAGCUGAAACGUUGACCGUUUGGAACAGUAAGAACAAAGAACUUUUUUUUUUUUUUUAUUACCAAAUCCUGGAGUGCCAGUACUUCUUUCAAAAUGUAUACUUUGUGACCAAAGCACCAGGUAUUUAUUUUGUUAAAGUUGGAGUGCAGGAGCUUUAGAUUUAUAGAGGUAGAUAUAGAGAUUUGGGUCUGUAUGGACAGUUUCAUAGGAUGUGGGUUUGAGAGCCGCAUAGAUACAAUGUAUGUAGCAUUACUAGUAUGUUGCAGAGUUCUCAUCCUCUUAUUGUUCUUUAACAUUUUGUUAUUGUGUAAUUUAUUGUUACAUGUUUUACAAGUUGGCUCUAUAUAAAUGCCUAUUAUAAUAAUAGUAAUGUGGUCUUUAAAAAAAAAAAAAAAAAUGGUCAAAAUUUGAUGUAGCUAGCUGAGUGACAGGAGAAGGAGGUGGCCUUACACACAGAAUAAAAUGUGAUACAAAUGGCAAUGUUUCUAGCCAGUAAUGAACAGUCAUUUUUUGCCAAUAUCCAACACUGCUUCCUCCCCUCGUCUGUCAAUCAAUUCUUUGAAUAGAGGGCAAAGCAGAUGGCAGCCUUCUAACUGAAAUUGAGUGACAGGGUAGAGCAAGAAAACCAUCCUACGGUCUGGUGUCCAUCACAGCAAGUGCAGUGCAUGCUCUGUAGUUGCAGCGAUAAUCUUCUGUAGGAACAAAAUGACUCUGGUCUGAUGCAGAUUCACUCCCAAUGAAGCCACUGUAUCAGUGUACCUAAGGCAGAGAUAGGCUACCUUCGACACUCAAGGUGUUGUGGACUACAUUUCACAUGAUGCUUUGCCAGCAUUAUGGCUGUAAGGGCAUUAUGGAAGAUUUAGUCCACAACAUCUGGAGUGCUGAAGAUUGCCUACCCCAUACCUAAGGCGUUGUGCUUCCAAGCAGGAUCAGUCACUUGACACGGGAGUGAGAUACAGGCAGGAGGUAGUGGUAUGUGUUAUUUGAGAGCCAUAUUCAAAUUUGGAAUCAUUCAUUGGUUGAGCAUGACAUUCUCAUUCAAUGAAAUAAGACGCAAUAGGGGAAAAAUUAUAUUGUUACGACGGAAUGGGAACUUUCAAUAUAUUGCAGAAGUCUGGAAGACUUAUUGGUGCCUGAGAAAACCAGAUAAGUCAUACUGUUCAUAAAUUAUUUGACUGCUUACCAUGGGAUACGACAAGAGAAUCAUGGCAUGAUAACUACUACAGUGCUUUCAAUGAUUCUUGGUAAGAUUAUUUUCAUACUGCACAAACAAUAUAAGUGAUAACUUGUAUAUAGUGGUGGAGCGCUUAAAUAGUGCAAACAAAUUUUAGUCUGCUUACCCUUAUAUUAGGGUGCAUCCAAAUUUGGUAACAAAUAUGUAAGAGAAAAAACAAAUCUAGUGUAGGUUAUAACAGUAGGAUAUGUGCAAAUAGAUGGUAACUAGAUCCACUCACAUGGGCUGUAGCUUUAAUCUAUUAACUCAGUAAUUAGCGGCUCUAUGCUCUUUAGGGCAGCAACACAACUCUCUUCUGGUACAGAUGAACCUCCAAAUAGAAAGCCAAGAGUGUAGUAUUUUAAAAACCAAGUAUUGAGCUCCCCUUAUUCAGAGCUGUAAAUUCCUGGCUCUAAGGUAAAUUAGCUUGUGGGGUUGGCACUUAACUCCUUGAUGAAGUUCCUGGAACUCCACAGGACAUUGAGAAGUGUUAUGUAUACGGUUUAUUGGUCAAAUAUAAAACUGUAACAAAACAAACAUACUAUAUAAAAUGUAUAAGUUGAAAUAAAAUCCAGUGUUGCACUUGCUAGAGAAUGUCCUUCAGUUGCCAUAACGCGUUUCACUCCUGAAAUGAGCUUCCUCGGUCAGCUGUCUGACUGAAUAAGGUGAGCUCAAUACUGAUAUAAUCUACACUCUAUUUGUGUUUUUUUUCCCCUCUUAAAUAUUUGUUGCCUAAUUUAGAUGCACUCUAAUAUAAAGUGAAUACAAAAAAAAAGAAAAGUCCUGCGCUCACUCCCAUCACUCCUGGGCGGCAGCAACGACCACAGUACACAUCAGCUCCAACACAUAUAGUAAAAACCAAAGAAAAAAGUUACCUGCGCUCUCUCCUGAAUCCCUAUGCAUAGUUAAACAAAUGAAGGUCAUUUAGUUACUCAAAUGGCCACUGGAGGGAAUGCCCGCCUGCCAACGUCCAGGCAGACCCCCCUAGAUCGGUCCUACACUGACCCUUCACCUUGCUUCCUUGAGCCUCUGGCAAAGAUAUCUCCAAUGAGACAGAAAGGGGUAUUUUUUUAUAUACACCCCUAUAUACUUAUUAACCAUUAAUAGGGAACACAUGGGAUGGGUGGCACCAUUGUUACCAAGCUGUGUGCUACAAAAAGUGAAUACAAAAAGAAAAGUCAUGUGCUCACUCCCAUCACUCCUGGGCGGCAGCAACAACCACAGUACACAUCAGCUCCAACACAUAUAGUAAAAACCAAAGAAAAAAGUUACCUGCGCUCUCUCCUUAACCCCUUAAAGGGACACUAUAGUCACCUGAACAACUUUAGCUUAAUGAAGCAGUUUUGGUGUAUAGAACAUGCCCCUGCAGCCUCACUGCUCACUCCUCUGCCAUUUAGGAGUUAAAUCCCUUUGUUUAUGAACCCUAGUCAAACCUCCCUGCAUGUGACUUGCACAGCCUUCCAUAAACACUUCCUGUAAAGAGAGCCCUAUUUAGGCUUUCUUUAUUGCAAGUUCUGUUUAAUUAAGAUUUUCUUAUCCCCUGCUAUGUUAAUAGCUUGCUAGACCCUGCAAGAGCCUCCUGGAUGUGAUUAAAGUUCAAUUUAGAAAUUGAGAUACAAUUAUUUAAGGUAAAUUACAUCUGUUUGAAAGUGAAACCAGUUGUGUUUUUUUUUUUUUUUUUUCGUGCAGGCUCUGUCAAUCAUAGCCAGAGGAGGUGUGGCUAGGGCUGCAUAAACAGAAACAAAGUGAUUUAACUCCUUAAUGACAGUGAAUUGAGCAGUGAAAUUGCAGGGGAAUGAUCUAUACACUAAAACUGCUUUUAUUUAGCUAAAGUAAUUUAGGUGACUAUAGUGUUCCUUUUAAGGACACAUGACAUGUGUGACAUGUCAUGAUUCCCUUUUAUUCCAAAAAUGUGGUCCUUAAGGGGUUAAUCCCUAUGUAUAUUUAAACAAAUGGGGGUCUGCCUUGACGUUGGCAGGUGGGCAUUCCUUCCAAUGGCCAUUGGAGCAACUAAAUGACCUCCAUUUGUUUAAAUAUACAUAGGGAUUAACGAGAGAGCGCAGGUAACUUUUUUCCUUUGGUUUUUACUCUAAUAUAAAGGUAAGCAAACUAUUUAAAGUUUUUUUUAUUUUUAAUUCUUUAAACACUCCACCACUAUAUAUAAGUUUAUCACUUAAUAUUGUUUUGUAAUAUAUAUAUGGUGUGUGGAAAAGAGGGUAUGCCCACACGUUUGUUUUAGACCUACUAAAAGCUCUCGAUACUGAGCACAUUUUCUCCUAUUGGAGAUUAAUCACAAUACGUCUUUUCAUGUUUUGUGCAUUGUUUGUUUCAGUAUUUUCACUGUUGUCUUUCUUUCGCAGACACAGGAAUUGUCCUCGGAUUACUCCACUCCAGCAAAAGGUAGGAUACUGUGUACUAAUAGCAUGCACGAAUAUGUAAUAUUUUGUUCAUUGUGUAUCUAUUACCUGGGUUUGUUUCCUUAACUGCAUACAUUACAUCAAAUUAAAUGUUGUGUUAGCAGCACUUUCAGGAUUACUAGGUAGGACAGCAUAACUUUAUUGUAUUCAUUUUGUCUUGUGGUUAGGAACUUUUGGCCAUGGACAUUGAUGUUAAUACUGUCCUGCCAUACCACGGAUCAACUAUCACGGUUUCAGAAUGGAGAAAUUCUGCAGAGUUGAAUAUUUCGUCCAAGAUGUACUUUUUUUUAAUUAAUCCCAUCCUAGCACAGAUGAAGGAUAUUGCUGCGCUGCAAGCAUGCCAUUAUAUAAACAAAUACUGGGUUUGGCAGCACCCCACUUCCCCCUCUCUUCUAUUAUUUUUAUCAUUCACUUAAUUAAGCAUCUUGUUUCACUUGGUGUCGGCUGAUGGUGGCCCGAUGAGAAGGCACUUUCUUUCCGUGACUUGGUGUCUUUCAGCUAAGCAUAUCACACCUUGUUUACGUCUUGUUGAUCUUGUGAAGGAUGCUUAGGUGAUUCAAAAUCAUGGUUUUAGACAGGUACCAAACUCAUCUUCUAGAUUGUCUGCUCACUCUCUUUUAUUAGACCCUAUUGACUUGACACUGAUAGUGUCUAUAAAUAAAAUAUUUUGUUAAAAUGUAUGUCAACCACUAGAUGUGUUCCUGUAUGCACAUCAAAAGACUACCUGGUUUGCUUUAUUCAGUAAAUUGUUUACCGACUGCAAACGUUUUGUAAGUUUAGGCCAAAUAUAAAAUUUAGAAAUGAUAUAUUUACAAUUUUAUAACAAGUAUUGGCUAAAUUGUGAUUUUUCAGGUCAUAAAACUGCUUCAGUAAAAACAAAAAAAAACUAUCUUUUUUCUAUAAAUGAGCUAAAUCCACCUCAAUUUUAUUUCACUGUUAAACUAUUCCGCUCCGACGCUGUGAUUCUUACUCCACAACAAUAAAUCGUGGUUUUGGUGAGGUUCUCUCUAAGGAAAGUGGACAAAAAUAAUUAAAAAUCAAAUACUUGUAUAACAUUACCCAAAUGAAAUGCUGAGAAAAUGGUCUCCCACUGGUAUAUGCCCCCCAAACACUUUGGUUUUAGUUUUCUGUUUUUUUUUUUUUUUGUUUGUUUUUGUUUCCCCGGUUUAUGGGUACUAAUCACAAUGAAUGUAUUUUCAUUCUUGAUGAGGUUUUGCUAAAUAAAGUUUAUUGGACUUGGUUAUUUUUAUUGUUACCAAGUGCCUUUGUUGUUAAUAUUACCUCUGAUCCAAAGUUGUCCUAAUCUCUCAAAAAUACUUGUUCUUAAAAUAGUAUCUGUAUCUAGCCUUUCAAAGCACUUGGCACUUACUCUACCUUGUAUACAGGUUAAAUUGUAGUUUAUUCUAGAGAUGAAGUGACCAGCAGCCUGUUUGUGUGGCACCACUAUUCAUUUACGUUUAGCAAUGAUGAAUGGUGGCCUUUGAGGAUGAUAUGCCUCCUUAAAUAUGAAGGAAGAUCCAUUUCUUGGCUUUUUUUUGUCUUAUUUAAUUUUGCCCUGAAAGGCAAUUUGUACUGCAGUGCAUUGUUUGUUGUGGUUUUUUUUGUUUUGUUUUUCCACUGCAGAUAUUUAAUAAACAUUAUCUUGGAAUACCAAAAUGUGUCCAUAAAGACAAGUGUUUUAUUUUUUUUGUUUUUUUUUAAAGCCAGUCACAUUUUAGACUCCCUCGGUGGUGCGGUCUGCAAUGUACUUGUGGAGGUGUCGUUUCCACUAAGAAUGUCCAAUUCAAUGGUCCUCCUAGAGAAGCACUGGAGACGAGGUGCUCGGCGAGAGUCGUGUGUGUCCAGUCAAAUGCUUCUCAUAGGAAAGCAUUGAAUUCCAGGCUUUCCUAGGAGUUUCUCUCAGUUGUUGCCGAGGAAGCCUCUCUAUUGACCGUCUAAGUGUGUUAAACAUUGCAGUUCCCACAAAAUGUUUUAGAUAGCAGGGAUAACUACAAGACCACUUUAUUGAUGUUAUAGGUGAGAAGGGGCAUGCUAUGGUGGGGAUGACCCAUUCUUUUAGUGUGUUAUGUAGAUAAUGUAUUAACAAGUUUGGAAAAACUAUUUAAACAGUAACUCCCCUUUGCAUUUUUUGCACAUCCAAAUACUUAUUUCAUCGAGCCCUACCCUUUACAAUCAAUACAUUUAUGUAGAACUGAGAGUGGGUUGCCUAUUUCAGACCAAACUGCUGAAAAAAAAUCUAUUUGUGCUAUUUUCGUUUUUGCCUAGAUCUUAAAAAUAAUCUUUGUGAGUUAUCCACGGUUCACAGUUUAUUGAAUAGCACAAUACAUGCGCUAAUGUGGGUGGGCCUGGAAAUCAUACAUGUACCCUGUGACAUAUUUGAGCACUUAAUAUUCCUUUUGCAAAUUUGUUUUAGUUCAAAGUCCCUAAUAAAAGAGAGGCAUGGCAAGCUGUUGCACUAUAGACUAUGCAAAAAGUGUAAAAAAAAAAAAAAAAGUUAUGAUGCCCAGGUCUUUUAAAUCCACAUUGUUAUGACAAAUUCAAAAGUCUGGCCAAAUUAUAAACUACAGGCAGCAUGAGAUGAAUUAAAGUCAUAAUCAUUGCUUUUCUUAGGGGAGUAUUGAAAUGCCAGAUUAGGGGAGAUAGGGCACCAGAAAACUAGGUUUAUGAAAAAAAAAAAAUAUAUAUAGGAGGGAUGUUCUACUCUCACAUUUAGGGCAGCGCAUAUUUCAUAUAUUAUGGAUCUCUUGUGCAAUCCAUGAAGCCAUGUCCUCCUGUUCUGCUUCUCAAAUAAAGAUUAGAACAUUCUCACAGAAACACCUGUUCCACUUUCAACAUGUAUCUCAAUAUUGUCCUUUAUGUGCCACAUUCAAAUCCAAGUAAAACUUCCUUCUUUGUUUUGGCACCCGUACGAUUUCCCCCUCCCCCUACUAAUAUUGCAGUUAUUAUCGAUAUUGUAAUAAAUCCAUAGGAUUAGACCUUGCCUGUGUAAAAACCAGCUGUAAGUAAAUUCUUAUUCUUUUAUCUAGGGCUGUGGAGUUUAUACACAACACCUUCAACUCUGACUCCUUAGAAUAUAUUUAUAUAUAAUUAUUAGACUUGGGCACAGCAGAAGAUUUUAGUUUGUUUGAAUGUCUUUGGACAUUUACAUAAUGCGUUGGAGUUUGACGCUUAAAAGGAUUGCUCUAAGGGUUAGGAUUAUUUCAGGAAGAAAACAUGUAUUGCAGUCCGUGAAACCCCAAAAAAUAUCCAUUCAGCAUUUGGUCAUCUGAAAGAACUUCGUCCUACAAGAGGUGAUAUUUCUAUCUUUUAAAACUUUUGUUGAGGAACCUGUGCGUUUAUUUUUUUUAUUUUUGUUUUUUCUCUUGAAUUAUCCUUUUUAGUUGCAAUUUUCACAGACCAAAAAUGUGACAGAGAUCUAUGCUACUUUUAUCAAACUUUCCUUAAAGUGUAAUCAUGAAGAUAAAGUUCUAGUUCAUGAAGAUAAAGUUUAACAUUAAAGUCCACUCUGCAUUUCACCGGGCCCUAGUGACCGUUCUGCUGAUGCCGUCUUUAAAUCUUGAGAACAUGAGCAAAUAUUGUCACAUCAUGGUGUCAAUCUCUACAGAUCCUUAAUAGGGAAGUCAGUGUUAAAUAGGUUUAAAGCUAAAUGGUUCAAGUACAUUCCUUAACGUCCUUACACAAAGUGGAGUAUAUUAUAUCUGGCCUAAAAGGAAAACUCAAUUUUUAGUAGUGUAUGAACAGAGACUAAACACUACUCCAGUUAGACAUGCAAUGUGCAACUUAGACUAGUUUUAUAUACUUUUCUGGAAUUUCUGCAGAGUAAAUUUUUUAUGAAUUUGGCCAAUCUAGCUUUUGGGUGUAAAAGACAACAUUCAGCUUGUCACAAUACUCCCUUUUUAUACCAACUUACAUCUACAUAUAUUUACCUUCAAUCAACUUACACAGAUGCAGAAAAACACUGCACCAACCAGAUGGUUUCUGUGAAACCAUCUGAUUUGGAGAAAAACCUGCUAUUGUUGCGUAGGUGCCUGUAGGAUUGUCAGUAUAAACGGCAACAUUUUACAUUGCAAGGUAAUAACGAAAUGGAAAUUGCACCUAGACCACUUCAUUACCUAUAGUGUCCCUUUAGCAUUAGGGUUGUUAUAGUAAAGUCUCUUUGCUCCGAAUGAUCAUUAUUCUCAUUUACAUUGCACUUUAUAAACUAAACUGCAUAUUGAUGCACUAAUGGAAUGUAAGUCCUACAGCAACAUACAUGUCCAACCCUCAAUGCAUCAUGCUUCAACUCUAGGAUUUAUACUGAUGACUAUGCUCCCAUGCAGUAGCCACUGUUAUGUCUAUUAAAGUCAAUGGUGACUAGAUUGAAAUUUGAAUUGAAACUUAUCAUAUUUGCAGGUGCGAUCUACCGAGUGGAAAAUUCAUCUCCUGAACUACACAUUUUUUUUUUGGCGAUGCAAAUUAUAGGGAAAAACUAAAUUCAUGAUCUUUUACUUGCAUCGUCAACUUUUUGCAUUGAAUGGGUAACAUUUGUAAAAUCAGAUCUUAUCCCAUAAUUCUCCUUCUAGCACGGGUGACUUAUGCAUCAAUUUAUACACCACUUGGUUUAUGUUUUAGUGAACCAGGGUGUGUUUUACAGGGUUGUUCACUAAAUUUGAAUUCAAAGUGAAUUUUGACUUUGAGGCAAAAAUAACUGAAUUGGACGCAAAGCUGAUUGAUUUAUUUAUUUAUUUAUUUAUUUUAAUUGGCUAGUUUGACCUGUGUCGGUGGAGCUGAGGAACACUCAUGCCCUGUCUGUGGCUCGCCUCUCUAUCAAGGAGGAAGAGAAAUCUUUAGAAACUCUGCUUAAUACAUACACACGUGGCAGGAACAAAAUUGAUACAAGCAAUCUAGAACAUAGAGUUCUCGGCUGGUUAUUGACAACCAAGGUGGGCUGUCUUUAGCAGCAGCAAUCUUAACAUAUCAAAGCAACCUUAACCCACUAAUCUGCACAAAACUGUGAACGGGUGACGCCCACCUUUUUUGCUCAGGGUCCUUAAUCUAAGUCAGGAUGGAGGAUAUUUUAUUGUAUAUUUAAAUAUUUUAUUUAACAAUUUGAUAAUGUUAAUGGCGAGUGUGGUUCUCUUUUUCUUAGUUCCAGUGGUGCCUGGUCCAUGUGAACCAGAGGAUUUGUUGGAUGGGGUAAUUUUUGGUGCCAAAUACUUGGGUUCUACCCAGCUGCAAUAUGAGAAAAACCCAGCAACAAACACUCGGAUGAGACAGGCCCAGGAGGCAGUGGACAGGGUGAAGGUAUGAGAGCAAAAUGUAUGAUAAAAAAGGAAAGCAAUGCAUGAGCUGCCACCAGCAGAUGGUGUAUUGGUACAGCUAAAAGAAAGAAAUGCAGAACCCCUAUUAAAAAUCAUUUUCUUCUUAAAUAUUCCAGGCACCAGAAGGGGAGUCUCAGCCGAUGACCGAGGUUGAUGUAAUGGUGUCGACACAAAGAGUUAAAGUGCUGACUGCAGAUUCUCAGGUCAGAUCUUUUCAGCAGUAUUCAUUUUAUAUACAUUUGAAUGUAUUCAUGGGGAACAGCGGCUUUUAUGUUCCCACUAAUAAACAACCAUUAAAAAAAAUUAUUAUGAAAUUCAAUAUUUGCUUUGGGCAUACAUUACUCACAAUUCAGCUAUUAUUACUAGGAGGUACAGACGAUUUGUCAUUUAAACUACUCUUUCAAAAGUUUCACUUAAACAAAACAAGAAAAAACAAACUCAACGUUGUUUGUUUGUUUUUUUUUCUCUUCUGUGGUUCAAUUAUUUAAAGAGGAAUAAGCAAUGUGUAACUCAAUUGUGCUGAUUACGUAGUUUAAAUAAACUGUGUUUUGUUUAACCUUUUAAGUUAAGUGUUAUCGCAUUCCUCUGUAAAAGUUAAGUGGCUUCUAUUAGCGCAGUCCUACAUUUUGUACUGUACAGUGAGUUAUGUAUAAAAGGUGCUGUGUCCUGAAAAGUGAUCUAAAGUACUGAAAGUGGGGCUGCCACCAUGGAAACCAGUGCAACAGGCCGGCACAUUAUAUUCGCAAUACCACCCCUUUUGCCAUCGUUGUGCUACUUGUCAGGACAGACAUUUUUUUUUUUAGUAAUAACUACCAAUGUGUUCUUUGAAGUCAUUCUGGCUCCUGUAGAUCACCAGGUUCACGCAGAUGGAAUAUAAAUGUAAAAAAUAAAUCAUAAAUUUGUUCUAAAAAUCCAUUGCCAGCAUGGAUUCUGCUCUCGCAGUGCAUUAAAGGGACGCUGUAGGCAUUCUAACCACUUCAUUAUUAUAGGGAUAUUUAGAGGUGAAGAGGGCUCAAACAAGUUUACAAUCUAUGUGGAUUAGAUGUAGACAAAUAUAUAUUGAUAGGGGGAGGGAGGGAGGGAAGGGCUUGACAAGGCUCCAGGCAAGAGAUUUGCAGCUUUUAAAGCUGUUUGUUUUAGAUAAACCUACCCAUAAUGAAAAAUGCAUAAUUAAAUGCGUGCAUGUUUUCAUUGAGGAUACACCUACUAAACAGUGAUUUUAUUUUGUAUUUUUAAUUUUUUUAAAUUUUGGCAGUGGAGUGUGGAUUAUGGAUCCAGUCAACUUUGGUGCUAAGGCAGAGAGAUUUUUACUGGUAGUGUGAGAUGAUGCAAUACAACCCCCUUACUGUGAAUUAAAACACAUGCUUCGAGUCUGAGAAAUAUUCUGUGCAGAUUGUGUUCUAAAUGUACUCAGACAUACUUUAUCCAUUACUAGAAACCAUGCUUUGUAUCAACAUUCUGUAUGUUACAGGAAGCCUUGAUGGAUCACCCAUUACAAACAAUCUCAUACACUGCCGAUAUUGGAAGUAUUGUGGUUAUUAUGGCACGCAGGAAAUCUCCCCGUAGCCAGGAGCAGCCCUCGGGCCAAAAGAGGUCACAAAGGAUGCUGUGCCAUGUCUUCCAGUCUGCUGACGUGAGUGAUUUAAAGGGCAAAACCGUAAUGAGGCACAUAUUGAGACCGUGUAGUGUCUGUCAUAGUAAUUUGCGUGUGAGGCUACCAAUCCCUGUUUGUGGCAACAAGGCAAAAUAUUCCAUAACCAUGCAGUGACUUGAGAAGACUUAGAAAUAGUAAAAUAUAUGCCAAAAUAGCAGAUAUUUUUAUACGUUUCCAGAUUUUAAUUUAUUUUUCAUUUAACUAUUUUCUUGGUCAACUAAAGGAACACUAUAGGGUCAAGAACACAAACAUGUAUUCCUGACCCUAUAGUGUUAAAAGCCCCCUUGGUCCCCCUUUCCCUCCCUUAAUAUAGCAAAAUCUUACUUGUAUUCAAGUCUGCAGCUGCUGCCUCUGCCCCUAAUAUGACUGCUUGACUGUGGCUCAGAGAAUCACUUCUGAUGAUGUCAAUGUUUCCCAUAGGAUUGGCUAAGACUGUCAAUGAGGCAGAUCAGGGGCAGAGCCAGCACAAGCCAAACACAGCCCUGGCCAAUUCGCAUCUCCUCGUAGAGAUGCAUUGAAACAAUGCAUCUCUGUGCGGAAAGUUCAGUGUCUCUAUGCACUUGAACUUGAACCAGUGAGCAAGAGCAAUAGCAAGAGAGAGAUUGAUAUCUAUGUAUUAUUUUUUUUUUUUUUUUUUGGCUUUUGGAGUAUGUGAGUCAUUUGCAUUUACGCGUCCAGUGAUCAAAUCAGGACAUAUUUUUAAGAUACAAUUAUAGUGACUAACCUGUUUUAUACUGGUAAUAAACUUACAAUAAACUCCAAAUAAUUGCUCAACAUAUGUAGAUAUAAAACCAUAAUGACCUUGUUAAUCAGUGAAAGAUAUGCAUGUUAUGUUUCCAGUAUAAUGUUACAUAUCCGUUUAAAGAACACUGAGUUAUUGAUUGGCCAUAUUUAAUGUAUGAUUUCCCUGCAAUCAUAUCUAUAGUUACAAAAAUGUUUUGGCUAGUGCGUAACACGAGGAGGCUUGUGUGAUAUUAUGCUCCAUGUUUUAUAUUGUGCCUCGGUUAAUUGCUUAAAAAUAACCCUCCCCACCCUGUUACCUGUCACCUAAUUGGCUGUGUUUGGGAACACUUUACUUUAGCAGGUUGCCCUUCAGCAAUGACUUUGACACGCUCGGCUCAUCAGCAUAAGGAUGGAGUGACUUCUUCUAUAGUACAUCACUUACACGUAACAUCUUAUUAACCCCUUAAGGACACAUGACAUGUGUGACAAGUUUGGUCCUUAAGGGUUUAAACACCCGAUUGUCAAGAUGUGUUUAUAACCGGGUUAGAGAAUUUUCCGAAUCAUUUAUGCCUACAUUUUGUUUGCAAUUUGGAUAUCAAUCAACUCUAAUUUGUGAUUUAGCCUCUUCUACAUAUACUACCUGACAGUCCUGAUUCCAUCCACUAGGCUCAGAUGAUUGCCCAGGCCAUUGGUCAAGCUUUUGGAUUGGCCUAUCAGAACUUCCUGCUUUCAGAAGGCGGGCAGCCAGUCACUUCAGAAGCUACAGAACAAUUGUACAAUGCUGACCUGGCUUACUUCAGCAAGAGGGACAACUGCAGAGAGGUGAGUGUCCAUCUGCUCCCCAUCCCCCCCAAUCUAAAUCUGUAUCUUUAAUCCACCUUAAAGUGUUACUCUUUUUGAAUAUUCUGGGUUUUUUUCAGCUGAAAGAGCAAGCGAAGAAAAGCUAAUUACUAUCUGUCGCCAGCACUCUGUGCGUGCUGAUGACAAAUGUGAAAUAUGCACAGAACUGAAAUAUAAUUAAGAAGGUAGGCACACUAAUUGAAUAACAUAAGGAUAUAUCCGUAGAAACAAAAUAUCUGAACCGGAUGCUCACUCAAAGGUCCUAUUCCCCAAGGACCUAAACAAUCAAUAGAUAAUGCCAAAUGAGGAGCACAACCAUAGAGACAAAAAAAAUACUUUAUUAGUUGGUUCCAGUACACUAGGUAUCCCAAGUUUAUACCAAGCAACAUUAGCAGUAAUGUCAAAACAAUGCUCAAUACAAAAAAAGCAUACAAGGUAUACAAUAAUCACAUUGUAUUCAUGGAAAACAACCAAAAAAGUACAAUAAUGCUAUUGGAAGUAUAGUCACAAUGAUGCCCAAAACAAGCUACCCAACAUAAAAAAAGAAAAAAUAAUUUCAGAAAAAGGGAACAGGGAGAAAGUCAAAAUAGCCCCCAACUGAGGGUGCGGCCGAACCAUCACCGCGAGCAGUCUUAUACCUGUGGUGCUCUGUACGCCUAGCAGCAAAAACAGCAAAUCCUACCCGCGGCACGGCGGGGAUCUGUACACAAAAGUGCUCCCAACCCGUGCGAUACCAUGGGCAAGAAGCUCAAAAAGUUAAACCCACCCAGGAGACGGCAGCAGGAGAAUUGGGGAUCUCUUCCAAGCGCAGCCUAUUGCUAAGAUGGCGGCCAUACCGGACUCCCGCUGCUCAUCUUCAGAGGAGGAACCUCUGGACGCCCCAGACAACAUAGAGAAAAGGCGAACUCAGUGUUUAGGUGAUCAACCCCACCACCUAACACACAGAGUCCAAAAGUGCAGCCCCUUAAAUAUAUUUACAUUUACCCCUUGGUAUAUACAGGGGAUUUUUCCACAUGCAAAAAGUAGAAAAGUAUAUAAUAGUGUAAUAUUGUAUAUUACUUUAAAGGUGUAUAUUUGAGUGAGUAUAUAGAAAAAAAAUCACAAUUUUUAGAGCCUUUUUCGAUAUCUGCUCUAAACAGGUGGCACUAGAAAACCUUCUUCUGUAUACACAUAGUAUUUUCUCCCAGCAGAAAUAUGGAGGUAAAGCAGAGAAAAAAAAAAAACAAUCUAGGUGUAUGUUUGAUAUAAAAUAUGGUUUUCUAGUGCAACCUAAAAGGCCCAGACACUCCUCUUGUUUAGAGCCGAUAUCGAAAAAGGCUCUAAAAAAAUUGGAGUUUUUCUAUAUCCCCAAUAUGUGUUUAGCAACAUCUUCUGAGUACAACAGUACCCCCAAUGUACAGGUUUUAUGGGUUUGUGCAAACUUACUGAGGUCAAAUGUAGGGAUUUUCCAUGUUUGCACAUUGAAAUUUGCCAGAUUGGUUUGCUGGGCCUAUGUUGCCUUUGAGACCGUAUCAGGGCAAUCACAUGGCCCUGGAGUGCCGGACCGGGACUGCUGGGGUCUCGGGCAGUGUCGUUCCCUCCUCCUUCCCCGGGAUUGCCGGUUCAGGUAAGUACAUGGGUCAUUUUUGCCACGGACGUACCAUUAUACGUCCAAGGUCAUUAACCAUUUUUUGUUAAAGGGAAGGGGUCGAAGGACUAUACCGUCCUUAGGUCCCACUCCCGCUGGUCUGAAGGGUUAAAACACUUACUUUUCUCCAGCCCUGGGCUCCCUCGGCGCUCAGGAACCCUCCUCCUCUUGCUGACAUCAGAUCCGCAUGUGCGGCAAGAGCCGUGCGCGCAUUCAAGCCGCCCAUAAGAAAGCAUUACUCAAUGCUUUCCUAUAGAUGUUAGCGUCUUCUCACUGUGAUUUUCACAGCGAGAAGCGCCUCGAGCGUCUGUCAGUGAGACAGCCACUAGAGGCUUGGUUAACCCUAGUGUAAACAUAGCAGUUUCUCUGAAACUGUUUUUAGCUGUAGGGUUAAAACUAGAGGGACCUGGCACCCAGACCACUUCAUUGAGCUGAAGUGGGCUGGGUGCCUAUAGUGGUCCUUUAAACUUUUUCAUGCACCUCAACAAUUGUUGCUAUACAGUAAGCCGCCACAACAUUUAAACACACUGACAGGUAAAGUGGAUAACAUUGAUUAUAUUGUUACAAUGGCAGUUGUCAAGGGGUGGGAUAGAUUAGGCAACAUGUGAAUAGUCUGUUCUUGAAUUUCAUGUGUUGGAAGCAGGAAAAAUGGGCAAGAUCUGAGUGACUUUAGCAUUCACCAUUUGGCCCUUGUCAAACAACUGAACAUUUCCAAGUGCAAUUUUCGCACCGAGGCCCCGUGGUUUCUAGUUGCGCCUCUGCUCGAUGCAUCAGGGCUGUUUUGACAAUACAAGGUGGGCCUACACGAGAUUAGGCAGGUGACUUUAAUGUUAUGGCUGAUCAGUGUAUGACAUUGCUGUUACAGUGUUUUAAAUUAUCCUAUACCCAGUACAGAUCUCAUAAUUCCACCAUCUACAUUCCCAUCUUAGUUGUCACUCAUAUGUACAUCAUUAUUUCUAUUAGUCCAGUUGAAGGGGAAAUUCUUACGGGAAGGUGAACCUUUCAUUUAUAUUAGACGACAACUAUAAUUUUUGGGUUUUGGUUGUGUUUCUCCCCCCCUCUCCCCUCAAUUUCAUUCCAUUCAAUUAAACUUAAAUUAUAGUAUUUUUCAAAUCAUGUAUAUUGAUUUUUAUUUUUUUGAGUAAAUCUAAUUUUUUGAUCUGGCUGAGCAGCCAUGUUGCAUUAGAUUCUGUUAUCUGACCAAUUGCUGUUCAAUCUAACUUGCCAGCUGCUGCAGGUUCACACUCUCGCCAGCAGGUAAGUUAGGUUGAAACUACAUAUAUAAAGCACAGUAUUUAUUUCUAUUUGAGUCCUGUAACCCAUCAACACCCUUCUUUAUGAUUAUGUAGUCCUUUCAUGUAAACUCAUUCAGCUUGUUUCUCUUGCAGGUAUAUAUCCAGAAGCAGCGUGGAGAGGUUCUUGGUGUAGCUGUAGUGGAAUCAGGUUGGGGAUCUUUGCUUCCAACUGUGGUUAUUGCAAACCUGAUGCAUGGGGGUCCGGCAGAGCGCAGUGGUGAACUCAGCAUUGGGGAUCACGUGACCAGUAUUAAUGGAACCAGCCUGGUGGGACUGCCCCUUUCUACAUCACAAGGGCUAAUCCGGGUAAGAUGCCAAGGACGUACUUAAAGUAGAAGAGAUCAUGAGAUUGAGAUAGCAAGAUAAUAAAUAGUAUGCGCAAAUGAGUUAAAGUGCAAUUAAAAAUUUGGUGAUAAGCAAUGAGGUGAGGAUUUUAGAAGCAAAAAAAAAAUUAUGGGUGAAAAAAAAAGGACUGUUGUUGGGCAUGGAAUAUAAAGGAAUUUUAAAGCAAACUGAUGAAUAUUCUCUAGGAGCUGAAAGGCCAGUCUGAAGUGGUUUUGAAUAUAGUCCGUUGCCCACCUGUUAUCACCGCAAUCAUUCACAGACCUGAUGCCAGUCACCCGUUGGGUUUUUGUGUGGAAGAUGGAGUGGUGAGUGUGAAGUCAGAACUUCGGGUAACAAUGUUACAAUAUUAACACAUUGAUGCAGAUGUAUAUUGAUAAGUCUUGUAUUAACACAGAUCUGCAGCCUAGUGCGUGGGGGCAUCGCUGAGCGUGGGGGAAUCAGAGUUGGCCAUCGCAUUAUCGAGAUAAACGGUCAAAGUGUUGUGGCCACAUCCCACGAGAAAAUUAUUCAGACUCUACUAGAUGCUACAGGGGAGGUAAGAAUGCAUUGAAAAGGUCAAUGUAAAGCAGCUGGACAAUGUAUGUCGUAGUGAAACCCCAUUUAAUUUUUUUUUUGUACACAGGUCCAUAUCAAAACUAUGCCAGCUUCUACUUACAGACUGCUGACCGGACAGGAAACCCCACUCUACCUUUGAGGACUUGAUAUUCAUCUCCUUCACAAUGCACCAUAUCCAUCGUGUGGAGUGGAUGUAAUGCUCAGGAACUUGGCGUUCUAUACAAAUAUGGACACUUUGGCAAGAACGUGUAUUUGUAACUUUGUGGCGUUAAAGAUCACACAGAGAAGGUAAUGAGGCUCCUUCUUCCACGCUUUUCUUGUGCCGUAUUAAAUAGGAUCUUUCUGGCCUCACUAGUGAAUGUAUUGGGUUAUGGACUGAUCAAAAGAAUAGUCCCAUCACACGGAAAGUGCAAUAAUUAAACAAUCCAACAAGGACAACCAGUCAGACACAAAGCGCUCAAGAAGAGGACCAGGUCACUAGACCAUAGCUGCAUCAAUUUCUUUGUACAUCUUUUAACAGAAUAACAAGUGGGAUUACCAUUUAGCUAACUGGACCAUUCCUACUGGGAAUAGGGCAGUUUUUCAUCUCCAGUAUUAAGUUUCCUAUUGUGCUAUACACACAAACAGAUAUGGAGAGUGAAUACAUAACAGGGAAGUAUUUACAGUCUAUCCAUAGGUCGAACAAAAUAGACAACGUCGCUGUGAUAAAUUCAGCUUUCUCCCUGCAUGGAUUUCAGGAAGGAACAGAGCUCUGAUUUUGUAGUGGAUGCCUUCUGCGCACACACACUACAGACUUUAAACUAGUUCUGUAAAUUUCUGUUUUAUAUAUAUCUGAGCAAUUGAAAAUAUUGAAUAAACCAGAUGGACAAUGGCAAAAAAAGUCUCAUUUAUUAAAGUUAAAAAUAUAUUUAUAUGUAUGUAUACUUUGUGACCUUAAGUCUUAUGGACAAACAUCUUCUCGUCACCAUUUGUUCUGAUAGGCAUCUGCAUCCAUAUACAUGAAUUCAGUGUUCUCGUGUGAAUUUAUCUUCCUCUCAAAGGCACAUGUAGGAAUUUUUGGCAUAGCUUAAUUAGCUGGCAGGCACAGACUUCACAGGUCAGUUGCUGGACCUCCCCAAUUGUAGUCAUCAUCUUCCGAACUAGAACUUCUUGCACGAUUGAAUUUACGGCGUAAGGCAUCGUGUUCGUAUUCACGGCUAGGAAUGAAAUUGACAAAACAAGUGAAUUUUGCCUUUGUCUGCAGUACAUUUACUGUGCAGGGAAUUAAGCAGAAAGAAACUGUUUGUUAGUUUUC